Messenger RNA from Oncorhynchus keta (chum salmon), 3655 nucleotides. RefSeq names its product solute carrier family 26 member 11 (gene slc26a11). Gene Ontology annotation, molecular function: secondary active sulfate transmembrane transporter activity. Gene Ontology annotation, biological process: transmembrane transport. The record is from RefSeq and is a predicted model, not a curated record. The transcript has 21 exons. NCBI's taxonomy places the organism in Eukaryota, Metazoa, Chordata, Actinopteri, Salmoniformes, Salmonidae. Gene Ontology annotation, cellular component: membrane. The coding region runs from base 446 to 3526 and encodes 1026 amino acids.
CAACGGAAGUCGCUCUUUUUUUCUUUCUUGCUCAGCGCAAGUGACAUUUAGGGAAGAUAGUGUCUUGAUUAGCACAAGUUACAUUUAAGGGAAGUGGUUUUGAAGAAACUGCAGUGAUUAUGUUGCUGACCUCGCUUAGUUGCUGCCGUCAGUAAACGAAAGAAUAGAUGUAUUGUGAUUGAAGAACACAGGCGUUUCAUAAAGAAUAUAUCGCCUGGAAAUAGUGAGUGUCCCAGUACUACCACACAUAGAAUGGAGACACACUGGGAGGAUCUUGCCUUUCUGGAUUCUAGAAUGAUGUGAGAUAUGACGGUUCUGGGAACCUUGGUGAUUCUCUGCUCUCUUGGUGUUUUGUCCUCUUUUACCUGCCUAGUUGGAGUGUGAAGACGUGGAUGUCAUAUUAUAGUCGAGUUUGAACCUCACCCACCCCGAGGACUGAGGCAACAUGAUGGAGCCCCUAGUGGACCGGCCCGGGCCCCAGAUUGGAAGGUCCUCUCUAGGGGAGAGAAUGGCCUCCUGCUGCUCCUACAGAACCCUCCAGGCUUGGCUCCCCAUCCUCACCUGGUUACCCAAGUACAGGCUGAGCUGGCUCCAGAUGGACCUGAUAGCAGGUCUCACCGUGGGUCUAACCACCGUACCACAGGCCCUGGCUUAUGCUGAGGUGGCUGGCCUACCUGUACAGUACGGCUUGUACUCAGCCUUCAUGGGUGGGUUCAUCUAUACGUUUCUGGGAACCUCCAAGGAUGUAACCCUGGGUCCUACUGCCAUCAUGUCCCUGCUGUGUGCCUCCUACGUGGGGGGAGAUCCGGUCCGAGCCGUCCUCCUCAGCUUGAUCUGUGGAACCAUACAGACCGCCAUGGCUCUACUACGUUUGGGGUUUCUUCUGGACUUCAUCUCAUUUCCGGUGAUCAAAGGCUUCACCUGUGCUGCCGCGGUAACCAUAGGCUUCGGUCAAGUCAAGAAUGUGCUGGGACUGAAGGACAUACCUCAUGAGUUCUUCCUGCAGGUCUACUACACCUUCUACAGGAUACCUGAGACCAGGAUAGGAGACGUGGUUCUAGGUCUGCUGUGUCUGGGUCUGCUGGUGACGUUGCAGUGGAUGAAGAGUACCCUGGAACCCCCGUCAGAACAGGAGGCCCUCCUCACCAGGGCAGCUCACAGUCUGGUCUGGGGCAUCGCUACCGUGCGUAAUGCGUUGGUCGUAGUGGCGGCGACCUUCCUGGCGUUCUCAUGGAACGCGUUUGGCUCACCGGUCUUCACCAUUACCGGGAAAACAUCCCAGGGCCUGCCGCCGUUCAGAGCCCCUCCCCUCUCCGAGACCACGCCCAACGGUACCAGCAUCAGCUUCGGAGAGAUCAUAGAGGAUUUUGGAGGAGGGCUGGCUGUCAUCCCCUUCAUGGGAGUACUGGAGAGCAUUGCCAUCGCUAAAGCCUUCGCCAGUCAGAAUGACUAUAGGAUCAAUGCCAACCAGGAACUGUUUGCUAUUGGUCUAACCAACAUUAUGGGAUCCUUCGUCUCAGCCUAUCCGGUCACAGGAAGCUUCGGAAGGACUGCAGUGAACUCCCAGACAGGGGUGUGUACACCAGCCGGAGGCAUAGUCACUGGUGUGGUAGUGCUGUUGUCCCUGGCCUUCCUGAUGCCAGCAUUCUACUACAUCCCUAAAGCCUCUCUGGCAGCAGUCAUCAUCUGUGCUGUGGCUCCCCUGGUCGACUACCGUGUCGUCAUGCAGUUCUGGAGGAUACGCAAGCUUGAUCUGGUGCCGUUCCUGAUCACCUUCCUGUUGAGUUUCUGGGAGGUGCAGUACGGCAUUGUGGGAGGUGUAGUUGUUUCUGGACUCAUGCUGCUCUACAAUGUAGCCAGGCCCAGCAUAAAGGUGUGUGAUCAUGGUGUUUUGGUGAUGGAGUUAGAUAGUGGACUCAGUUUCCCCUCCACAGAGUACCUCAACACUGUCCUAUACACUCAGGCACUGCAGGCCUCUCCUCCUAGGUCAGUGGUCCUGGACUGUCAUCAUGUCAAUACUGUAGACUAUACAGUUGUCAACGAGCUCAGGGACCUGCUACGACAGUUCAAACUACGAGGGGUCGGACUCAUCUUCUCUGGCCUGCAGGUACUGACUGACUGGGUGUGUUCUGGCCUGCAGGUACUGACUGACUGGGUGUGUUCUGGCCUGCAGGUACUGACUGACUGGGUGUGUUCUGGCCUGCAGGUACUGACUGACUGGGUGUGUUCUGGCCUGCAGGUACUGACUGACUGGGUGUGUUCUGGCCUGCAGGUACUGACUGACUGGGUGUGUUCUGGCCUGCAGGUACUGACUGACUGGGUGUGUUCUGGCCUGCAGGUACUGACUGACUGGGUGUGUUCUGGCCUGCAGGUACUGACUGACUGGGUGUGUUCUGGCCUGCAGGUACUGACUGACUGGGUGUGUUCUGGCCUGCAGGUACUGACUGACUGGGUGUGUUCUGGCCUGCAGGUACUGACUGACUGGGUGUGUUCUGACCUGCAGGUACUGACUGACUGGGUGUGUUCUGGCCUGCAGGUACUGACUGACUGGGUGUGUUCUGACCUGCAGGUACUGACUGACUGGGUGUGUUCUGGCCUGCAGGUACUGACUGACUGGGUGUGUUCUGGCCUGCAGGUACUGACUGACUGGGUGUGUUCUGGCCUGCAGGUACUGACUGACUGGGUGUGUUCUGACCUGCAGGUACUGACUGACUGGGUGUGUUCUGACCUGCAGGUACUGACUGACUGGGUGUGUUCUGACCUGCAGGUACUGACUGACUGGGUGUGUUCUGGCCUGCAGGUACUGACUGACUGGGUGUGUUCUGACCUGCAGGUACUGACUGACUGGGUGUGUUCUGGCCUGCAGGUACUGACUGACUGGGUGUGUUCUGGCCUGCAGGUACUGACUGACUGGGUGUGUUCUGGCCUGCAGGUACUGACUGACUGGGUGUGUUCUGGCCUGCAGGUACUGACUGACUGGGUGUGUUCUGGCCUGCAGGUACUGACUGACUGGGUGUGUUCUGACCUGCAGGUACUGACUGACUGGGUGUGUUCUGGCCUGCAGGUACUGACUGACUGGGUGUGUUCUGGCCUGCAGGUACUGACUGACUGGGUGUGUUCUGACCUGCAGGUACUGACUGACUGGGUGUGUUCUGGCCUGCAGGUACUGACUGACUGGGUGUGUUCUGACCUGCAGGUACUGACUGACUGGGUGUGUUCUGGCCUGCAGGUACUGACUGACUGGGUGUGUUCUGGCCUGCAGGUACUGACUGACUGGGUGUGUUCUGACCUGCAGGUACUGACUGACUGGGUGUGUUCUGACCUGCAGGUACUGACUGACUGGGUGUGUUCUGGCCUGCAGGUACUGACUGACUGGGUGUGUUCUGGCCUGCAGGUACUGACUGACUGGGUGUGUUCUGGCCUGCAGGUACUGACUGACUGGGUGUGUUCUGGCCUGCAGGUACUGACUGACUGGGUGUGUUCUGACCUGCAGGUACAUGAGUUCACCAACACUGAUGAAGUAUAAUCAGACUGAUUGCAACUGUCUCUUCUCUUCUCUCUGUCUCUCUCUCUUCUCUUCUCUCUGUCUCUCUCUCUUCUCUUCUCUCUGUCUCUCUCUCUUCUCUUCUCUCUGUCUCUCUCUCUUCUCUUCUCU